GCACGUAGCACCCAAACCCAACACCCCGCCGUACCCAGCGGCGGUGCUAUAAAUCCAGGAAGAAGAAGAAGAAGACUCAGACUCGAGCCCACCGCUGCUGAAGAAGCUGGGCGGCAUGUCCGGUGCGCAAGGAGCGCAGCCCAAGGAAUCGCUGACGCCGACGACGUACGAGUCGGUGCCGGCGGAGAAGAACAAGACGCGGCUGGACCCGCGGUCGAAGGAGGACGAGGGCAUGAUCAAGAUCGAGAAGCAGCAGGACAAGGUGGAGGACGCCGCCGGUGGGGGCGGCCCCGUGUUCGGUGCCGGCAAGGAGGAGCACAAGCCGGACCUCGGCGUCACCGGCACCGGUUGAAGGGCUCAUGUUAAUCCAGAGAGAGAGAGGGAGAGAUGUGCGGAUGGAUGGAUAGGCGUACGAGUUAAGCGUUUUGUUAGUGCUGUAAAUUAA
Molecule: messenger RNA, 445 nt
Organism: Musa acuminata AAA Group (dessert banana)
Lineage: Eukaryota; Viridiplantae; Streptophyta; Magnoliopsida; Zingiberales; Musaceae
Exons: 1
Coding region: 116-352 (78 amino acids)
Source: RefSeq, a predicted model, not a curated record